Messenger RNA from Calidris pugnax (ruff), 10253 nucleotides. It is a transcript of the gene PRDM10, whose product is annotated as PR domain containing 10. NCBI's taxonomy places the organism in Eukaryota, Metazoa, Chordata, Aves, Charadriiformes, Scolopacidae. Gene Ontology annotation, cellular component: nucleus. The record is from RefSeq and is a predicted model, not a curated record. Bases 3580 to 7224 code for a protein of 1214 amino acids. Gene Ontology annotation, molecular function: protein binding. The transcript is spliced from 26 exons.
AACAAGCACAAAACUGUGUGUCUGUAAGAUGCGUAUCAGUGUUUUCUCUUCCAGAGUUUCAAUGGGAAUAGUGAUCAUAGGGAGCUUCAGCUUUCUUCUGUUAUUUUUUAAGUAAUUCAAUUUUUUUUGCCUUUCUGUUGGUUAUGUUAGAAGAUGAAAUGCUAAUGAAUCAUCAGCAGAUUUUACAAGAGGGUUCUUUGCAUCUUUUGUGGAAAGAAAAUAACUGAUAGUUUCAAGCCUUCUAAUGCCUUGGUUUCUAGGGGGAAAAAAAAAGUAAGAAGGUUUAUUUCUCUUGUCAGUCCUUAAAUGGAGAACUUAUCUCCCAAAUUCUGAUGCUUCUUGGUGCCUUGCUACGUGUGUGUGUUAGGUGUUUAAAAUGAAGACAGCUUUAUUACCUUGAUCAUAGGAUGAGGUAUGGGUGUAAUUGUUGUUAUCUGAUGGAAUAAUUAACAACUUGUAUUUAGAGAGAAAUGGGUCUCACUCUCCUCUGGCACCCUUACUACCAACUUGUAAAGAAGAUCCCUGGGUGAUUUCUCUGAUGGUGAUUUGCUCUGCAGCCAGCAGCUCCUUCCAGUGUGUUUCUGACCACCUGCAGCUGCAAACUGAAUUUUAAUUGACUUAUAAGUGUAGCUAAUUACGGAGGCUGUUUUAGUAUUGUGAAUUUUGUUUUAAAUUAAACAUGAGAUCGGGUCUAUUUGUCACUUUUAUUUCAUACUAGUGCAACACAGAGAAAUGGAAUUGUGUUGCAGCCCUUAGCUGGUGUUAUAUGUUAAAUCCCCACCUGUUUUAAUGUAUAAAUAGUCUGAUUUUUUCUCAAUGGCCUGCAGUGCUUCAGAGGAACAAAAGACAAGUUGGAGGGGUUUUUUAACGUGCACAAACAAGGUAGAUUUGUCUUUUUGAAUUUUAAGAGCUUGAAGGAGAGGGGUGAUUUAAUUCAGAGGAGAGACGCGGAGGAGGUUUUGAUGCAGACCCUUUAUUUUCCUUUUGUCACGUUGAACUUAAAUAUGUGUUUUCCCCGUUUUCUUGUUUUAUCAGACUUCUCCCUCUAUCAUUUAUAGACCAAAUCAAUUUGGUGGAGAGGGUCACUGCCUCAAGCAGCUGGAGCCUGAGAGUUGUGGUGUGGGCCAGUGAGAGGCGGUGAUAUUGUAGGGACCUCAGAGGAUGAGACACUUGGAAGAAGAUGAUGUGAAGAACGUGGUCACACGUUCAGGAGGCUGAGAGGAAGAAAUUAGCUGCUGGAGUGGAUAGGUUCAUGUUGAGCAAGUGGGAAGAGAGGUGACCUGAGAAGAGCUUGAAGUGUAAUUAACCUCUCUCUUUGCCCACUCAGGUGGAGGACAGAGGAGUGAGAAACACUUGCUUAUACAGUAAUUAGGACUAAACUUAAAAUGGGAACUGCAUCUCCAAGCAGGUUUGUAGCCCAGCCCGUGGUAGCUCUCAAGGAGGAUGUUAACCUCUCCUCUUGGGACUCACUUGGAGUGCUUGAUACCGCCUGUAUUUUGUGGUAGAAACAGACUUUCAGCUACUUACCUGAUACUUGGUGAGAUAAUAGUUGCAACAGACUGUCCUGCUCCUGCUUUUAGAGCUUGGGCACUGUCCCUUUAGGAAGGGGACAGUGUGACACACGCUGGAUGCAGUACAGGAGAACUGUCCUUGAAGAUCUAAGAGAUCUUUUCCAGCUCAUUGUUGCUUUGAUGGAUGUGCCCUAAGAAUAUAGAUAGGUGGAUUCAUUAUGCACAAUUUGAGUAAAGAGUGAGUUUGUGUUUGGCUGAGCUCCUCUAUUUAUUAUACGACUAAAUAAAUUGAAGCCAUUUUUCCUGGUUUGGAAAUAAAUAAUCUUAGCUGCCCCAGCCCGAUGUAUGAUUUCCAUUUCUAACUCGCCAGGAGAACAUAAAUAUUGGGCUUAUAUAUUACCUGAUUAUCAACUUUCAGCCAAAAUGCACCAGAGCCAGGGUUCCUUGAAACAAUCUGUGUGUUUGAGGGAUGGGAAUGCAGAGGAGGAGACGGCAGCGGUGACUCAGUCCCUCAAUGAGGUUAGAAACCUUCUUGCUGCAACGAGAGCCUGUUCUUGCCAAGGGAUCUCAGGAAAUGCACCGACUCUGCCUUCUAGGCAAGCUGGGGUAAUUAACUUAAGUGUGGGAUGAAGCUUUUUGCAGACACACGUGAUGUUCCUUUGGAGCAUAAUAAAUCAUUUUCAUAUUUAAAAGCUGGAGGAAGACCCGGAGCCGUAAAAACGCCCUUUCGUAACAAUCUCGCUGGCGCUGAAAAGGAGUGGUCAGUGAGCUCAGUACUUAAAGGAUUAAGCUAAGAGCCCCUGCUAUUAUUGCUGCAGGGAACCCCAAUCUAUAUGCAAGCCUCUUCCAACACUGGAUGAGUAAAUCACAUUAGCUGGUUUAUGCCCCGUUAUUAUAAAGUGGAUUCUCCUUUGCGAUACUUUAUGGCACCCCAAGCAGGGAGGUGGACUUUUUCCCCUUGCCCAGCUUUAAUAUUCCCCCCAUUCUUGUCCUCUCAAGAGAAGGGACAGAAAGGAGCUUUUGGCAGCCCCUGGCUGGGGUGCUUUCUCAGCAGAAUGUCCUUAAUUAGGCUUUGGAGAGGUUGCUGCAGAUGAAGUCCCCAGGGUUUUUGUCUGUGUGUCUUCUCGUGUAGUGCUAGCGUAGGAAGCGAUUGUCAUUCCUUAAUAGCAGGUAGGCCAAGAAAAUAUGGUUACUGUGGAUUUUUUGGAGGGGAUGGUGGUGCUUUUCUCUGCAUUUCUUGCCUUUGAAGCUCUGUGUGAGUUCACUAUAGUCAACUCGUGUAAAAAAACUCCUACACACCACAUAGAAAAUAAGUGCCUUUGCUGAUAUUGGAGGUUUUUUCUUAAAGCACCUUUCUCUCCCAUUCCCUUGGUGUUAGGGGCCACGGGAUGGGUGCUGUGGUGUCUAAAGGUGGGGUGUCUUCUGCUGAGGACCUCACAGCUAACGAGGAUGUUGCUGUUGGAUAGUGAAUGAGGGGUUUUUGCCCCCCGAGUGGUGCUUUUCUCAUCCUCUGGAGCUGAAUGCGGUGUCUGGGGAAAGCUGGUGGUUUAAUUACACAGCUUCAGAGAACACAGGAGAGAAAGGGGUCAGAGAGUAUUGUGGUGGUCAAAAGGAGUUUUCAAGUGAGAUUUCCAAAAAGAAUUGAAGAACUGUUCAGGCAAGGACACAAAGGCACUUUCCAGGCAUCGGGAGCGGCGGAGGAGAAGCUUCAGCAUUAAUGAGAUUUUUUUGGAUUGGAUGUGAAAGGCGAGAACUAAAGAGGAAGGCCAUAGGUCUCAGACACCAGCAGGUCCCCAGAGGGUGUGGAGAAAAGGAAGAUAUGAACCUUAAUGCCAGGUUUUGUCUAUUAAAGACCUGUCUGAACCCUUCGGUCUCCUUUCCACUCCAGUUGUGAGUUAUUUGUGCCAAAAUGAGUCUGCAGGAGUGAGUCAGCAUCUUCCUUCAGACCUUCAAUAGCUGCUUCAGGGGAAGCCAUGUUACUGAAGACCCCCUUGUCUUCUGGAAGCAGAAACACAGUGAAGAGAUGAAUCCAUUCAGCCAGACCUUCCUCCAGUAGAUUCCUCUCGCCAUGGAGCACCACGGCGGGGAGGAGAUGGACUCCAAAGAGGAAAGUCCUCAGGUGUGGGCUGACUCUGCUGAGCAGGAACAGAACACUGCUCAGGUGCACUUUGUCCCCGAGGGGGGCACGGUGGCACAGAUCGUCUACAGCGACGAGCAGGACCGGCCCUCGCAGCAGGUGGUCUACACAGCAGAUGGCACCUCCUACACCUCCGUGGACACCUCGGAGCACACCCUGGUUUACAUCCACCCCGUGGAAGCUACGCAGACUCUGUUUACAGAUCCCUCCCAAGUGGCUUACGUCCAACAGGAUGCCACCACCCAGCAGGUAACUGUGCUCUUGCCUGCUGCUGCUCAGAGCAUGAAUCCCACCAACCUCUCCGUGCUCGGCAACGUUGCCGAAUCCCCCCAGCAAAUGGCUCUGGAGCAGCAGGGUCCACAAGCAGAUAGAGCAUCGUUACCGGUGCAUAACCAGGUGUUACCUCCUAUGGAGGCAGUGGAUGGUUCUGACCCUUUAGCACCUCUGCAGAACCAAAUGGAAAGGAUGGAAACAAAAGAGGAAGAUGACGAGGACGAAGACGAGGAUGAAGAUGGGGAAGACACUGACAUGGAUGAGUGGGAUCCGGAUCCACCUCGACCCUUUGAUCCCAAUGAUUUGUGGUGUGAAGAGUGUAAUAACGCCCAUCCCUCUGUCUGCCCCAAACAUGGACCUUUGCAUCCAAUCCCAAACCGGCCCGUGCUGACCAGGGCCAGAGCCAGCCUCCCCUUGGUGCUCUACAUAGACAGGUUCUUGGGAGGUGUCUUCUCCAAAAGGCGUAUCCCCAAACGCACGCAGUUUGGACCUGUGGAAGGACCCCUGGUCAGACAAACUGAACUCAAAGACUGCUAUAUCCAUUUGAAGGUGUCUCUGGAUAAGGGUGACCGAAAAGACAGAGAUUUGCAAGAGGACCUGUGGUUUGAACUUUCUAGUGAGGCUCUUUGCAACUGGAUGAUGUUUGUGCGUCCAGCUCAAAACCACUUGGAGCAGAACCUGGUGGCCUAUCAGUAUGGUCACCACAUUUACUACACAACCAUUAAAAAUGUGGAGCCCAAGCAGGAGCUCAAGGUGUGGUACGCUGCCUCCUACGCAGAGUUUGUGAACCAGAAGAUCCAUGACAUAUCUGAGGAGGAAAGGAAGGUUCUCAGAGAGCAAGAGAAGAACUGGCCCUGCUACGAGUGCAACCGUCGCUUCAUGAGCUCUGAGCAGCUCCAGCAGCACCUCAACUCCCACGAUGAGAAGCUGGACUUCUUCAGCAGAGCCAGAGGCCGAGGUCGUGGGCGAGGAAAGAGGAGGUUUGGACCAGGCAGACGCCCGGGGCGCCCUCCCAAAUUCAUGCGUAUGGAAGUAACCAGUGAAAAUGGGGAAAAGGGUGAAGAAGGGACACAGGACUUGCUGCAUUUUUCCAGCAAGGGGCAGUUUGAUGAGGCCGGACAAGGCGCGCUGAACGGUUUGGAGCAGCAGGAAGAGACUCCGGUGCCAUCGGAGCCGCAGUCGGCACUGGAGCAGCAGCAGCAGCAGCAGGAGGAGGAAAACCACCCGCUCCAAAUCCAACCACAGCACGAGGAGAGCAGCACGGUGCCCACGCAGAGCACCAUGACAGCAGAUGACAUGAGGAGAGCCAAGAGGAUCAGGCUGGAGCUGCAGAAUGCAGCCCUUCAGCACCUCUUCAUCCGGAAAUCCUUUCGCCCCUUCAAAUGCCUCCAGUGUGGGAAGGCUUUCCGUGAGAAGGACAAGCUGGAUCAGCACCUGAGGUUCCACGGAAGGGAAGGGAACUGCCCUUUGACUUGUGACAUCUGCAACAAGGGCUUCAUCAACAGCGGCGCUCUGGAGAGCCACAUGAAGUUCCACAUGGACCAGAAAACCUACUCUUGCAUUUUCUGUCCCGAAUCCUUCGACCGCUUGGAUCUGCUGAAAGAUCACGUGGCCAUCCACGUCAACGAUGGCUAUUUCACCUGCCCCACCUGCAAAAAACGCUUUCCAGAUUUUAUCCAGGUGAAGAAGCACGUGCGCAGCUUCCACUCGGAGAAGAUCUACCAGUGCACAGAAUGUGACAAGGCUUUCUGCCGCCCCGACAAGCUGCGGCUCCACAUGUUGAGACACUCGGACCGCAAGGACUUCCUCUGCUCCACGUGUGGGAAGCAGUUCAAGAGGAAAGACAAGCUGCGAGAGCACAUGCAGAGGAUGCACAACCCGGAGAGGGAGGCCAAGAAAGCCGACCGCAUCAGCCGCUCGAAAACCUUCAAGCCUCGGAUCGCUUCCACGGACUACGAAAGCUUCAUGUUCAAGUGCAGGCUCUGCAUGAUGGGUUUCCGACGGAGGGGGAUGUUGGUGAAUCAUUUAUCAAAGAGACAUCCAGACAUGAAAAUAGAAGAGGUGCCGGAGCUCACGUUGCCCAUCAUCAAACCCAACAGAGAUUAUUUCUGUCAGUACUGUGAUAAGGUAUACAAGAGCGCCAGCAAACGCAAAGCUCACAUCCUGAAGAACCAUCCUGGUGCUGAGCUACCUCCCAGCAUCCGAAAACUGCGCCCCGCGGGUCCUGGAGAACCAGAUCCCAUGUUGAGCACCCACACCCAGCUGACGGGCACCAUCGCCACCCCGCCGGUCUGCUGUCCUCACUGCUCCAAGCAGUACAGCAGUAAGACCAAGAUGGUCCAACACAUUCGCAAGAAGCACCCGGAGUUUGCUCAGCUCCCCAACACCAUCCACGCCCCGCUGGCCACCGCUGUCAUCAGUUCCACUCCUGCUGUGCUCACCACCGACAGCACCACCGGGGAGACCGUCGUGACAACAGACUUACUGACACAAGCGAUGACGGAGAUAUCCCAGACCCUCACGACGGACUAUCGGACCCCCCAGGGGGAUUACCAGCGAAUCCAGUACAUCCCAGUGUCUCAGGCCACCACUGGCUUGCAGCAGCCCCAGCACAUACAGCUGCAGGUGGUUCAAGUGGCCCAGGCUACCUCACCUCACCAGUCCCAGCACUCCACGGUGGACGUUGGGCAGCUCCAUGACCCCCAGACGUACACACAGCACGCUAUCCAGGUGCAGCACAUCCAGGUCACAGAGCCAUCCUCUGCAGCUCAGGCACCAUCCCAGGUUGGGGGUCAGCCUUUGAGUCCUUCCUCCCAACAGUCUCAGCAGGAGCUGAGCCCCUCGCAGAUGCAGACGACGCCAGCGACGCCAAACCCAGCCCUGCAGCAGCAGCAGGGCUCUUCCGUGCAGCACACCUAUCUCCCCAGCACCUGGAACUCAUUCCGGAGCUACUCGUCUGAGAUUCAGAUGAUGACCAUUCCCCAAGGCCAGUACGUGAUCACAGAGACGGCUGUGGGUACGCCCGUCACCACCGUCAACACCGGGCAAGUGAAAGCAGUUACUCAGACUCACUACGUGAUAUCUGAAGGUCAGCCCGACCUGGAUGUCAAACAGAACUCUUCCCUCCCCAGCGAGGUGCAGGUUGGUGUUUCCCAACCCCAGGCCCACACGGAUUCCUUGGAAUCCCAAACCAGUAGCCAGCAGCCCACCACCCAGUACAUCAUCACCACCACCACCAACGGCAGCGGCGGCAGCGAGGUGCACAUCGCCAAACCCAGGACUUUCUCAGCAGAACACGAGUGAGAAAUGGCCUCGAGGUGCCACUUUGCUUCUACUUGUCACCUCCCCCCAACGCCCAGACACACGGAGCUCAAUCUGUUUUAAAAGUCCACCCUCCCUUCAACUAAAAUCUUGGAGCUCAUUAAUGCUUUAAGAGGGUUUAAGUCCCCGGUGACUGUGAAGAACCCGCCCUCCAAAAUCCUUCUGGGAUGCUAUUUUAUGCAGCUUUUAACAAAAAAAAAGGACAAGAGGAGAAGUGAAACCUCUGCUUGCUCUAGACUUUAUUUUUGGCAUGUCUGCUGACCCUUUUUUUUUUUUUUUUUCCCUUUUUGGAAGUGUCUCCAGUAAACAACUUUAUAUUUCAAUUGUAUGGGGAAAAGCUUGCCUAACUGCAGGUUAACCGGCAGGUUGUUGUAUGUAUAUUUUUAAUAGGAGGACAGGUGUUAAAUUGCCAGAAUAUGGCAGAACUGAACCCCUGUGUCUUUAUUUCAGCAGCCAAGGGGAAAGGGAAGGUGCCAGCUCACCCCCAGCAGACUGCCUGGAGAAAAAGAGCAGCAGCAGCAGUAAAACCGGCAGCUCCUCGCGUACGUUUGCGGGGGACGGAUGUAACAAUGAAGCUGUGAAGAUGUGCCGAAAGCAGUCCAUUAAAUUAUUAUUAUUAUUGUUAAUCUUAUUUUUCCAACCCUCCAGAACUGUUUACACGCCGCCUGCCCUGCCCUACUUUACCGGGCAGUGCCAGGAAGAAGGAAAAGUGCAGUCUUAAACCCGCCUCGUGCGGAACAAACCGAUGGGAAUCACAGUAUGUAAAGGGGGUAGGACAGAGCCACUCUUAGCUCCUUUUUUUUUUUAUUUUUUUUUAUUUUCCCCUUCAGCAUUUGCAGGGAAAAUUGCCUUUUUUGCCUGUAAACAAACAAAAAAAAGGCUGAGUUUAGCCUGCAAAAAGCAGCUUUUGCUGUGACCUAAAGGUAGUCGUGCCAGGAGAAAAUGAGAGUAGAGGAGCAGGGUAGUCAUCUCUGGUGCCACCUCAAAGUGGACGUAUUUUUUUUCCCUUGAAGACUGGAUGGAGAGUUGGUUCCUCCAAUUUUCUUUUUUUUCCCUAACUAUGUGCUGUCAUUCCUUUGGACAGGUCCAUAAAAUGACCAGCCCUGGGCUCAGGAAACAGAGAAGAAACAUGUUAGUGGACCAUGUUAGAGCCAUCUGGGAGGGUUGGUAGACCUGGUCUGUGUACAGAAUCCAUGUUACAUUUAGGGACCAGGAGAAAGGGAAAGAGAAGGUUUAUUUUCUAAGGCAGUGUAAUAUUUUUUUUUCCUUAGAUAAUUCUUCUUCACAGGUCUUAUUGGUUGGUAAUUGAAUGCCUUCUGGUAUUUGCAAGACCACGAUAACAACUCCACUGUCUCCUGGUGGGAUAUACCAUGUAUGUUUAAACCUCCAUUCCCUCCCAAAAACCCAUCCCACAAUAUCUGUGCAUUAAUAGGAUAUAUUUAUUUAUAAAACAAAAGCAAAGAAGGAUGUUUUGUCUUCAUGGCCCUUGAGACUGAAGAACUGAGAGAGAUUUUUUUUUGAUGAGUUUUCUCUCGUGUUGCACUGAGGUGGAAUGUGGGACUUGUGCUUUUGCACGAAUAUCUCACAGAUUUAGGUGAGAAUUCCCCGUGUGAGUGAGCACUGUGGAUGUUCACAGGUUGUGGUUUCUCUUAGACGUGAGAGAACUUCACCAAGGAAAUGUCGGGUUCCUUGUGGGCUAAGCAGGUAUUGCUUUGGUAAUUAACAUACACAUUAAUACAGUGUGGAAAUGGUGACCAUGUGUGAUGAGAUAAAUCACAUGGAAAAUACCUGGGUAGCUUUGAUGUGACUUGCCAAAAUAUGGAUUAAUUUGUUCCUGGGAUUUUGCUUCUCUUGCCAUACCACUGUACCAGGGCGCUAACGAGAUGGGUGAAGUUAAUGAGGACCAGAGCUUCCAUUUAGUCAAGUGUGGUGAUGAGUGUCUUUUAAAUUCAGCAGAUUUAGGAGCCUGUGGACUUCAGCAGCGUGGCCAGGAGUCCACAAUUCCCACUAAUUAAUUUGGAGCUGUGUGGCUGAAGGCUUGGGAACUAGGACGCUGGGCGUUAUGAUGAUGUUGGUGUGGGAGAAGAGAAGGCAGGUUUUUUUGUCUUGGCUUUCCUCGGGCUGGUAGAUGAUUUAAUAAUGAGUCAAAAAAAAAACCAAAACCGGUAUGAGCAAUAGGAAAUGGGAUAUUCCAGGUGGAUACUGCGCUACAGGAGCAAUUUUAAAGUCUUAAAAUGUCUGUAGUCUUUAUAGAUGAGCUUUUUUUUUGCCCUUAAUGAUACUGCAGAAGUGGGUUUUAAAAAAUACUUUGCUCUCUUCAGCUUUGUUGGAAAGGCUCACAGAGUGAGGAUGCUGGUACUAGUUAUUUAAAGACGAGAACUGCAAGAUGCUCCAGAAAACAAUUUAAAAACAGCCACUUUGAACUCAGAUCUUCCUUAUCAAAGAUUCUACUGUCUCAGUCCUACGUUCAGUGAUUCUCCAUGUCCCAAGCUCAAUAAAUAUGAGAGAAAUGUUCCUGGAAAGUGGAAAUAUCAUGAAUUUGCCUUCCCUGUAGUAAGGAACUACAGCCAUAGCACAGAUGGCGGGGGCCUGCUUUUAGAACCGUGACAGGAAAAAAAAAAAGACAAAAAACGAGUUCACAUGGAUUUUUUUUUUCUUCCAAUUUCUGCAGUGCAGAAGGUAUGAAAUACAUAAUUGUUAUUUUGGACCCAGAGCAACCCAAAGAUCUACCUGAAGUCACAUCCCACAGGAGCUUAACUCUGGAGUGAAGGGCCACGUUUUGCUCAAAGACGGACUAAUGUUGUUCCUUGUAGGUGUUUUUGGGUCCGAUUCUGGAUUUUCCUGGAGAGAAAAAAAAACAAAACGCAACCACCAAACCCCAAGCAACCCUCCGUUUUGCACCUCUCAGCCUGCUCUGCCCCUUCUCUUAUUUAACUGUGUAUGUUUGUUGUACAUUCGGUGACUGUUAUUGUGUUCAUAGUCUUGUGCAACCUGGCAGGUGUAAAAAAAAA